AUGGCCGUAUAUGUGGAUCGUCGAAUAGAAGCUCCUGACUCAGUUGCCUCCCCCUCUCACAUAUCGUGGCACCCGCUUCACCCGCUCCUGGCAGUCGCUUCCAUCAGCACAGCAUCCGGGGGCUGCGUGGAUGUCUAUCUGGAACAGGGAGAACACGUGGCUGAGGCGCAUGUGGAGAGAAGCUUUCGGGUCACGGCCCUCUCCUGGCAGCCCUCCCGGCUGGUUUUGGCAGCAGGCUGGGAGACUGGCGAGGUUGUGGUACUCAACAAACAGGACAGGGAGCAGCACGUUGUCCCUCCCACGCACAGUGCUGAAAUUACAGUCCUGAACUGGAGUACAAAUGGUACCCGUCUUGUGUCUGGUGAUAGGCAUGGGGUCUUGGUUCUGUGGAGAAUGGACCAGCGAGGUCGAGUGCAGGGUCCUCCGCUGCUGAAACACGAUUAUGGCAAACACAUUUCUCACUGUAUCUUUCGGCCACCUGCUCCUGGCGAGGACUUUGUGCAACUGGCCAAAGCAGCGGUGAGUGGCGAUGAGAAGGCUUUGGAUAUGUUUAACUGGAGAAAAGCUGGAACAGGGCCACCUUUGAAAAUGGGUCCACAGGAAGGACUGUCCUUCUUUAUCACUUUGACAGAUGGGUCUGUGCAUUAUGUGAAUGAGAAAGGGAAGACAAGUGAUAUGUUGUCCAUAGACAGUCCUAUCCAAAAGCUUCUGUUCAUGGAGAAAAGAGAUGUUUUAGUGAUAAUAACAGAGAACCUGCUGUUGUCCUUGCAUACAAUUACUCCCGAGGGAGAGGCAGAAGAGCUCAUGAGGGUGAAGUUGAGUGGCAAGAUGGGCCAUUCUGCAGACAUCAUUUUAAUAGACCAGUGUCUUAUUGUUACAGCAGUAGGUGAGACAGUCCUCAGGUUCUGGGAUUUGGAGCGAGGUGAGAACUAUGUGCUCGUCCCAGAUGUGCAAUUUGGCUUUGAGGCAGGAGAAUGCAUUAACUGUGUUUCUUACUGCAGUGCUAAAGGGCUUCUGGCAGCUGGCACCAGCAAAGGGCGCGUCGCGAUGUGGAAGAGAGCGACAGCGCCCGGCCGGAGCGCCGCGACGCUGGACGGCAGGGACGGCUGGAAGCUCCAGGCACCUACAGAGCUUGACGGAAAUAUCACUCAGAUACAGUGGGGCUCUAGGAGAAACCUUCUGGCCGUGAACAACAUCAGCUCGGUGGUGAUCCUCAGCGAGCAGGCCAUGUCCUCUCAUUUUAACCAGCAAGUGGCUGUGGUUCAGGUGUCUCCCAACCUGUUUAAUGUGACCUUCUUCAGCACAGGAGCCACGCAGAGUCUUCGUGUCGAUAUGAACGUGAAUGGAGUCUACACUACUAAGGAUGUUGUAGUAUUCUGGAAUGGGAAGCAAGUUUCUGUCUUUGAGUGCUCGGGUGUUACCUUAAGAAAUGCAGGCUCUUUCCUUUGCGACUCUCCAGUUUUGUGUGCGCAUGAAGAAAAUCUGUACACGGUUGAGCCCAAUCGGGUCCAGGUCCGCACCUGGCAGGGCACAGUCAAACAGCUGCUGGUGUUCUCCGAAGCUGAGGGCAAUCCCUGCCUCCUGGAUGUCUGUGGCAAUUUCCUCGCUGUGGGAACUGACUCUGCUCACUUCAAAAUCUUUGAUCUCUCUCGCAGAGAGGCAAAAGUGCACUGCCAGAGCAAGGAUUUCUGCGAGCUGUUUCCUGGCCUGGGAGGCCUUGCCUCUGUCAAGUGCAACGCUAACGGCAGCCAAGUCAGCAUCCUCGUGAACAAGGUGGAUGGGAACGUUGAUUCCAAGAUCUGUUUCUACGAUGUGGAAAUGGACAAAGUUACCCUCUUUGAUUUCAAAGCUCAGCAAGGAAACGGUAGAGAGAAACUUCCUUCUGGGCAAGACAUUAACAAGUAAGAAUCUUCUAUUUUGAAAAAAGAGCCUUGUGCCUUAAG
This is a messenger RNA of Tinamus guttatus (white-throated tinamou), 1943 nucleotides long. The record is from RefSeq and is a predicted model, not a curated record. NCBI's taxonomy places the organism in Eukaryota, Metazoa, Chordata, Aves, Tinamiformes, Tinamidae.